UUUUGAACGAAAUUUUUCAAUGGUUUUGAAAUAAAACACCAAUAAAAGCUGUUUGACGAAAAUAUUAGUCAUUCCUUGAUAUAGGCCUGUGUGAAGUGUUAACGGUAAAUCAGUUUAGCGCUGAAAAGAUGAUGCUUUUAUAAAUUGUGUGUGAAACUGGAGAGGAGAUUACGACAAGACGUGCAAAAUGGCUGAUAGAUUUGAGUCUGAAAUUGCCAGAUUGCGUGCUGAAAAUGGAUCGCUCUCUGAAGAACUUGCCCAAGUUCAGGCUGACAAAGAAUUUGUCUGGUCAUUAUGGAAGAGGUUACAGGUGGCUUCUCCUGAUCUCACGCAAGCUGUCAGUUUGGUUGUAAAGCGGGAAAAGGAAAAGUCUGAAAUCAAGGAUCGGAAAGUUCUUCAGAUCCUUCAGGUGAAAGACGAGCGUAUUGAAGAGCUGCAGAAGAUAGUGACGACACUGACGGCAGAUCUGAAAGCCUUGGCUAAACGUAAGGCAGAUCUGGAGACAAAGGUCUCACGGCUGACAGAGGAAUUGUGCGAUCAGAAUGAGAAGAACAACUACCUUGACCAGCAGAUACGAAGCAGAAGUAACAAGGAGAAGACCAUUGAUGGCCUUCAUAAACAACUCAUAGAGGGAUUUGAGAAAGACAAGUUCGACCUCAGUCGCCAGCUGUCUGAACUGAAGGCAGACGCCAUUGCACUCAAGACGGAAAAUGCUGACCUGAACGCCAUCAAAAUCGUUCAUGACAACAAGAUCAAGAACUUGCAGCUUGAACUGAAGGAAACAAAAACGAGAUAUGAGACAGUUUAUGACGAGGCUGAGGAGUUGAGACGUUGUUUGGGCAAACAUGACCUUGACUUCAAGAAACACGAUGCUCAGAUAGAGAGCAAGGACAGUGAGCUGCAUAUGGUUAAGAAGGAACUGUCCGAGCUGUGGUGCACUCACAAGAAGUGUAAGGGACACGCCGUGGAGCAAGCAACACUCAUCCAUCAGCUACAGAACCUGCAGCAGGAGACACAGAAAAUGAUGAAGAACCAAGAUGAAACACAUCUGCUUGAGAUUAAGUCCGUCCAAUCCAUGUAUGAUGAGCUGGAGAUCAGACACGGAGACCUGAAGAAUUUGGAGGUCAACUUACGUCAGGAAUGUUUGAAGUUGAAAGAGCAACUCAUGUCCAAGAAUGACCAGAUUUGUGAACUCCACCAGAACCUGAAAGACGCCGUCGAAGAUACAACAAAAUGUGUGAUGUCACAGACGAACCUGGAGCCGUCGAACAUGUGCGUCCAGGCGACUGAACCCAUCAUCGAUUAUGAGUUCAAACUGAAGGGCAUGAAGGCUGAGCUGGACAUUGUGAGAGACAGGCUCAAGGAAAAGAACAGACAGGCUCAAGGAAAAGAACAGGUAGGCCUCUGUUAUGUGUUCAAACUGAAGGGCAUGAAGGCUGAGCUGGACAUUGUGAGAGACAGGCUCAAGGAAAAGAACAGAAUCAUCAAACAACUUCAGAACAGAUCGAUCAACUCUGAUGAUGAUGAGCUGGAGAUUGCACCGAUUCUGUUGAAGCCAAGUCCAAACCUCUCCUCCACACUCAACAAAUGUGGCUCGAGAUCAAGAUCAGAGUCUCCAGUGAAAGGAGGGGAGAUCCAUGUCAAGUACCAAGUGCUACAGAAGAGGUUUAAGAAUACUCAGGAGAUGCUCCAACUCAAGACCAAGGAGCUCGCUGAACUGAAGGCGGCUCAUGACAAACGACUCCAGAGAAUGAAGUCGGUGAAGAAUGAUUUCAAGUUGGUGAAGGAUCAACUCCGUGUUCUGGAAGAAGAAUACCAUGGCCCCAAGAAGAAGAAGAAGCUGAUGAGGCCAGAACCCAAGUCCCUUCAGAAAGAAGACACUGACACUGUAUGGAAUGAACUCACACAUUUCAAGAAUGAAAACAGAAAUUUGAUGGUUGAAAGGAUGGACCUCCAAGAAGAGCUGGACAAUCUGAGAGUGCAAGUGACCCAGGAUGCGGCUACAGUCCAUGAACUCAAGGCUGCUCUGCAGCAGGAGAGAGAAGAGGUUGAAUUCCUGAAGAUUCAAGAAGAACGAAACCUCACUCCAAGGAAGAAUUUCAAGGAAGAACUUCGCUCCAUUCGACUGCAGUUACAGAAUAAAGAGGGCGCAUUGGAGAGGUUGACAAGUGAGAAGCAGGAGCUGGAGGAACUGAAGGAGAAGUGGGGUGGAGAGAAGAGGAUACUGAAGGCUGAAGUAAACACAUGUAAACAACAAGUGGCUGAGAAGAGAAUGGAAAUAGCUGACCUCAAGAAGGAGAUCUCAAGGUUGCAGCGUGAAGUUUACCGCCGCGGUGCCUCUAAGAGGAGUGGCAAGUCGAAGAAGAAGAAUCAGGCUAAAAAGUUCCAGCGCAGUUUGAAUCACUCGAUUGAGGAGAUGAACCAGCUGGUGGACAACUUUGGUGACGAUGGAUGGGAGGAGGUCUCAAGUGACAGUGAUGAAGAGGAUGACUCCAGCACCUGGUCAAGCACAGACACCGAGGGUCAACAUGCCACGGCACGCACUCAAGAAAGCUUAGGUGUUGCCAUAGUGAGGGCUGCGAAGGGAACUGGUGAUCAGCUGCAAGAGACUCCCAGUUCUAACAAGACAUCGGAUAGACAGGUUGAAUCUGUUGAGGAUCACAUCCGACGCAUGAACAAUAAAAACGAGCCUCCUGUCAGAGAUGACGAGCUAGCCAAGAAGAAACGGCCGAGGGUAGUGCCUAAGAUACAGUUGCAUCCAGUCUCCACGCAGACAUCAUCCUCGAAUGUUGUGCCCAUCAUUGGCCACUGGAAGAGGAAAGUAUCUGGACACGGAGUCUACCAGAUGAACACCCUCAAACAGAGGCUUGGAGCCUUACAACAGCAGCUUCAGGUCCUGCGAUCUUCCAAGGUCACCCUCAGUAAGUCUGUCAAUGAGUAUAAGGACAUUAAUGAGCAACUCCAGGCAGAUCUAUCACUAGCCAAUCAGAGGCUGAGGAUGUUGCGUAAUAACAACCAGAAAUUGGUGCUAGAUAUGGACCGCAUUCAGCAUGAAAAGAUGAGCCUGCAGACGAGGUUGUCUCUGAAGGAGGAGAGUGAUGCCUCGUCACCCAACACGCCGAGGACGGACAGGUCGGACCAAGACUGGAAGGCGAUGGAGAAGAGAAUGAAGAUGGCAUCAUCAGAGGUCUGUCGCCAGUCAACGCUCAUCAAAUCGCUCAAGACGGAGUUGGAUGAAAAAGACCAACAGCUGAAGACACUCCAAGAAAAGCUAGGUCGUCUUGAAAGAGACAACUCCCAGAAACGCAUCUUGAUUGAGGACAACAGAUUACGCUUGAAGAUUGCACAGGAACAUGAGAAGACAGAUAUUGCUGCAUUUGAUGACCUUGAAGCAAGAGUGAAGCAACUCACAGAGACAACAGAGAAACAGAAGACUUCAUUAGAGUCUUGCAGGAAGAGACUAUCAGUUGUGACUCGGGAGAAGAGAGAACUUGAUGAGCAGUUUAUCCGCACUAAAGCUGAACUGGAACGAAAGACAAGGACGGCAGCAGAACUCCAUGCCAAGAACAUCGACCUGGAGAGUAUGUGCACGGAGCUUGAAGCAGCAGCACAGGAUCAGUUACGUGAGUUGGCGAGGAGGAGUGAGGUGGCCAUUGAUACAGCUCAUACCAAGCUCAGGCAGGCUCACGACACCGUGCAAGGCUUCCAGAUAUUUGUUCAGACCUUGGCAGACAAUCUGUUGGACUCGACCCAGCACGCGAGAACUGUGGCCAUGGAGCGUGCCCGGCACCAGGCAGCUGCAGCAGCUGUCAGUGAGGAUGGGUCCCAAGAUAGCGGUGUAGCUGUGAGGGCCGAGUCUCUUCAGAAGGCCCAGCAAUUGGCCAAGAAUAUCUUGAAUAUCAGUGAUGCAGAUCUCGAAGACAUCAUGAAUCCGCAUUCUCAGCCUGAGGAGCCUCAGAAGGAGGAAUUGGAAGCUACGAGGAAGAAGGACCGAAAGUGGGUGAAGAAGUGUGAGAAGAUUCUUGCCAGGGAGGACUUUGCUAUGCCACUCGUCGAGACAUUUAUGGAGAAGGUGGAGGAGACCAUGAUGCUCCUCGGUCCGGCUUAACAUUACAUUCUUUAUCAGUGAGGAAAAUGUGUUGGAAAUAACUAAGUUUGCCGAGUUCCCUCCCUGAUCCAGGUUCAUUGACCACACUUUUGGCAUACAUGUAAUUUCUUUCUCACGCUGGAGAGUGUCAUAAUGUUGUGAAAUCUUCAGUUGACCAUUAUUCAGGAUCUAUUAUUGUGAUAAAUCAAGAGUGGCUUAUUCAAAUUGGAAGUGUGGUUUAUAGAUUUCCAUGGAGCUGGGUAGAUUGUUUCGGAGGUGGAGGAUAGAACUACUCUGUCAGGUGCUCACAGGAGAUAUAUGGAAAACUAUGAACCUUUGUAUUAUACUCAUGGAAAGUGCUCCACCUUUUUGACAAUUGGUGUAAAAUUUCUGAAACAAAGGCUAUUUCAUCUUUAUCACCGAGUUACUAAACUUGUUUGUAGAGCACUUUCGGUCGGUGGAAUCAAGUAUGUUUCAAGACCAUACUUCGUAGUAUCUAUGUAAUGGUAGGCAAAACUAAAGAACAUUAGCAAGUAUUAUAGAAGUGUUUAUUACACAAUGAAGAAAAUAGCUGUUGGGGUAAAUGGAAUAGUUAUUUUGGAAAAUAUGAACAAGUAAUCAACCAUGCAAUAAUAUGUACAUGUAAUAGGCUUGUGAAAAAGGGGGGUAGGAGCUGUCUUCCACAAGCAUUUAUCAUUGGAGAAUGGACCUUUGCUGGCAAAGGGUUAUAUUUUUGGCUAUGGAAACCUUUUACAAUCUUUAUAUGUGCCACGACGUCAAGAGAAGGUACUGUUAGCUGUAUCAAUAAAUAGUUUUAUAUCAGA
Lineus longissimus is the source of this 4911-nucleotide messenger RNA. Its product is annotated as centlein-like. Gene Ontology annotation, cellular component: centrosome; centriole. Bases 188 to 4108 code for a protein of 1306 amino acids. Gene Ontology annotation, biological process: centriole-centriole cohesion; protein localization to organelle. Lineage: Eukaryota; Metazoa; Nemertea; Pilidiophora; Heteronemertea; Lineidae. The record is from RefSeq and is a predicted model, not a curated record. The transcript is spliced from 29 exons.